This is a messenger RNA of Punctularia strigosozonata HHB-11173 SS5, 543 nucleotides long. RefSeq lists its product as uncharacterized. The record is from RefSeq and is a predicted model, not a curated record. The transcript has a single exon. Lineage: Eukaryota; Fungi; Basidiomycota; Agaricomycetes; Corticiales; Punctulariaceae. The coding region runs from base 1 to 543 and encodes 180 amino acids.
AUGUCCACCGUACAAACGCCCGUGAGGGCGGUCUACGUCUCCCUCGGCCUCACCGCGGCCGUCGCGGUCCUGGCGAGCCUUUCGAGCUCGAUGCACUGGUUCAGCACGCUGCGCGUCGCCUACCCGCUGCUCACCUGCCUCUGGGUCGCUGUCGUCGUCCACCACGUCGCCACCCUCGCGUUCCGCUACGCCGCCGGCGACUGCGUCUCACCCCGCGCCUCGCACCAGUUCGACUGCGAUCGCGCCCCGUUCUCCCUCCCCAAACGCCACGCGAUCUUCCUCCGCGUCGUCCUCAUCCUCUUCGCCCUCGCGACGCUGCUCACGUUCUUCGGCACGGCCCACAUAUGGAUGUUCCGCUCGUGCCCCCUGACGCGCAUCGACUGCGUGCGGUGGGUGUGGGUCCGGGUGCUGCUCGUGCUGCUCGACGCAGCGGCGCUGGCGGAAACGGCGAUGCUGUUCCUGAUAUUGCGGUCGAUGUCGGCGGAUGUAGGGCCGCUGGGCGUUCUGGGCCUCAGGGGGGAAGACGACGCGCUGCUGGGAUGA